Argentina anserina (silverweed cinquefoil) is the source of this 2742-nucleotide messenger RNA. Its product is annotated as probable beta-D-xylosidase 2. Gene Ontology annotation, biological process: xylan catabolic process; arabinan catabolic process. The transcript has 6 exons. The coding region runs from base 63 to 2444 and encodes 793 amino acids. Gene Ontology annotation, molecular function: xylan 1,4-beta-xylosidase activity; alpha-L-arabinofuranosidase activity. Lineage: Eukaryota; Viridiplantae; Streptophyta; Magnoliopsida; Rosales; Rosaceae. Gene Ontology annotation, cellular component: plant-type cell wall. The record is from RefSeq and is a predicted model, not a curated record.
UUACUACAUUAGCACAUACACUCCUCUCAAGACCCUUAUUAGAGCCUUUAGCCAUUUUGAAAAUGGCUUCCGCCACCACCAUGGCCUCACUCUCCCUUUUCCUCUUCAUCCUUCUGCAAACAACUAGCAGCAGCAAAGCAGCCGUCCAGUCUCCGACGUCAUUUGCUUGCAACCCGAACGACGCAAGCACCAAGAACUUGCCGUUUUGCCGCGUAAAGUUACCGAUACAUGUGAGAGUGAGGGACCUGAUCGGAAGGCUGACGCUGCAAGAGAAGGUGAAGCUGCUGGUGAACAGUGCCAAGGCCGUGCCACGCCUUGGGAUCAAAGACUAUGAGUGGUGGUCGGAGGCACUUCAUGGAGUCUCAAAUGUGGGUCCUGGAACCAAGUUUGGCGGGGAGUUUCCGGGAGCAACCAGCUUUCCUCAGGUCAUCACCACCGCUGCUUCCUUCAAUGCUUCUCUGUGGGAAGCUAUCGGACGGGUUGUGUCAGACGAAGCAAGAGCCAUGUAUAAUGGAGGUAUGGGCGGCCUCACGUAUUGGAGUCCAAAUGUGAACGUACUCAGAGACCCGAGAUGGGGCCGUGGGCAGGAAACUCCCGGUGAAGAUCCGGUGGUUGUCGGAGCUUAUGCUGCCAGCUACGUCAGGGGUUUACAGGGUAAUGGCGGCGGAGGCCACUCGUUGAAGGUGGCUGCUUGCUGUAAACACUUCACGGCUUACGACCUUGAUAAUUGGCAUGGAGUUGAUCGGUUUCACUUCAACGCUAGGGUUAGCAAGCAAGACAUGGAGGACACAUUCGACGUUCCUUUCAGAAUGUGCGUCAAAGAAGGUAAGGUGGCGAGUGUUAUGUGCUCUUACAAUCAGGUCAAUGGUGUCCCAACCUGUGCAGAUCCUAAUCUCCUCAAGAAAACUGUACGUGCUCAAUGGGGGCUUGAUGGCUACAUUGUCUCUGAUUGCGACUCAGUGGGGGUUUUCUAUGACAACCAACACUACACAUCUACCCCAGAAGAAGCUGCUGCUGCCGCCCUCAAAGCAGGUCUGGAUUUAGACUGUGGCCCAUUCCUGGGGUUGCACACUGAAGAUGCAGUGAAGAAGGGUUUGUUGAGUGAGGUUGAUCAUAUCGAUCUUGCAUUGGCUAAUACACUCACAGUCCAAAUGAGACUGGGAAUGUUUGAUGGAUCCGCUCACCCGUAUGCUAAUUUGGGUCCGAGGGAUGUCUGCACCCCAGCUCACCAGCAACUUGCUCUUGAUGCUGCCACCCAAGGCAUUGUACUUCUCAAGAACCGUGGCACCUCACUGCCUUUAUCCACCCGCCGCCACCGUACUGUAGCCGUCAUUGGCCCCAACUCUGAUGCUACUGUUACUAUGAUUGGCAAUUACGCCGGUGUUGCUUGUGGGUACACAACACCUUUACAAGGAAUAGGGAAAUACACCAGGACAGUUCACCAGCAGGGUUGCGGCAAUGUAGCGUGCAACAACGACACAUUGUUUGGUGCAGCCAUUGAUGCAGCUCGUCAAGCCGAUGCAACCAUUUUAGUAAUGGGCCUCGACCAGUCCAUCGAGGCAGAAUUCAGAGACCGAAUCGGCCUACUUCUACCUGGACGACAACAAGAGCUCAUAUCUAGAGUUGCAUCAUCAUCUAAAGGCCCAACCAUUUUGGUCUUGAUGUCUGGCGGUCCAGUUGAUGUUACUUUUGCAAAGAAUGACCCACGUAUCGCCGGCAUUGUGUGGGCAGGAUACCCCGGACAAGCUGGUGGACAAGCCAUUGCUGAUAUUGUGUUUGGAAUAUCAAAUCCAGGUGGAAAGCUGCCUAUGACUUGGUACCCAGAUGAGUAUCUUAAAAAUUUGGAAAUGACAGACAUGGGAAUGAGGUCAAGGCCAUCAAAAGGGUACCCUGGAAGAACUUACAGAUUCUACAAAGGGCCAAUCGUAUAUCCGUUUGGCCAUGGAUUAGGUUACACUAAAUUUGUGCAAACCGUAGCAAACGCACCCACCGUAGUUGCAAUCCCUCUUGAUGGUCACCAUACUGAGACUAGUACCGGUGCCGGUAAUGGUACUAGUACUAAGCCAUUCAUAGCUGAGGGGAAGGCAAUUCGCGUGACACAUGCAAAAUGCAACAAGCUUUCAUUAGCUGUUGAUGUGAAUGUGAGAAAUGUUGGGAACAGAGAUGGCACUCAAACUUUGCUAGUCUACUCCAGCCCUCCGGCCACUGCCGGACACUGGGUGCCACACAAGCAAUUGAUUGCCUUUGAGAAAGUAUAUGUCCCGGCAAGGACUCAACAGCGAGUCCAAUUCAACAUUCAUGUGUGCAAGCACCUAAGUGUGGUGGACAGGUCUGGGAUUCGAAGAAUUCCAAUGGGGCGGCACGACCUUCACAUUGGUGAUCAUAUCGUCCACUCUUUCUCCAUCCAAGCUGCUUCACUGGGAUUAGGAGUCAUCAAAUCCUGAUUUAGUUACAUUCUUUAAGGACGAAUUCACAGUCAUAUUAGAGUGAAACAAUCGUCAACUUGAAUAAGGGAAUAAAAAAUAAAAUAAAAAUAUAUAGGAAGAAAAUUGCAAGCUCCGUCCAAGUCUCGGAUUGCAAAGUAAAGCAGGACAUGUCUCCGGAUGUCAGUGUAGAAGCUAUUUCAGGUCUUAAUUCUUUUGCUUUUGUUGGUUAAGUGAACAUCAUCAUGUUGUAUUGGACAAUGUUUUUACGUGCGUGGUUUGGAAAUUAAUAGAUACCAUCCGUCCAUGACAGGAGGUG